Messenger RNA from Corylus avellana, 573 nucleotides. The record is from RefSeq and is a predicted model, not a curated record. NCBI's taxonomy places the organism in Eukaryota, Viridiplantae, Streptophyta, Magnoliopsida, Fagales, Betulaceae.
AUGAGGCAGAGAAGGUGGUUGGAGCUAAUCAAGGAUUAUGAUUGUGAGAUCAAUUAUCAUUCUGGCAAGGCUAACGUAGUGGCAGAUGCGUUGAGCAAGAAAUCAAUGGUGGAACUUGUCUCUCUUGAAAUUUCUCAACCUCAGUUGAUCAGGAAGUUUGCUGGGAUGGGAUUGGAUGUAGCAGACAAAGGAUCACCAGUACACCUAGCUAACCUGAUGGUUCAGUCAAAAUUGCUUGCAAGGAUCAAAGCCCCUCAAUUGGAGGACCCUGAGUGCGCCAAGAUCAAGCAAUUGUUUGAAGAAGGAAAGGCAAGGGAGUUUUGUCUCAAGGAUGAUGGGUUGCUUACCCAUUUUAAGCUAGUGUGUGUACCGAAGAAUGGAGAAUGUGGUACUAAGAUGUACCAGUACGUGAAGGGAUCAUAUUGGUGGAACAAUACGAAACAGGAUAUUGCAAGGGAAAGGAUGAGUGCAGCUCAGAGUCGGCAGAAGAGUUAUGCUGAUAAUCGGAGACAGCCGUUGGAAUUCGAUAUGGGGGAUCGUGUAUUCCUCAAGAUAUCACCCAUAAAGGAGUGA